AUGACGCUUCCAUCAGGUACACUCGCCCACUCCCUUGGUCAUAAUACCUUGGGGAAAGCCGAUAUUGCAGUUCAAACCCUAUUUCUGGGGAUCUGUUUAAUUGCGGUGGCUUUAAGGCUGUGGUCCCGGAGAUUACAAUGGCUUUCGCUUCAAAUAAAUGACUGUUUGAUUCUAAGCUCCACGCUUUUGAUGAUCGGUCGCUAUGUGGUGGAAAUUGUCCUAGUUGUGCUGUGUGGCAUGGGCUUGCAUCCCACUGAGAUAAUCGAUGUCGGGGGGAACCAGAUUGUUGUAAAGUUCCUUGCGAUUACAUAUGCCGGCAACCUUCUCUGGGUAACAGUGGUCUGCUUGAUUCAGUUGUCAAUUCUAGACUACUACGUCCGCAACUUCAGUCAGCGGACCAUCACCUUGCUGUCAUAUAUCACCAUGGGCCUCUGUUUAGCUCUCUGGAUCAUUGGGUUCUUUGUCACUGCAUUCAUCUGCAAUCCACCAAGGAAGAUAUGGCACGAGAAUGCUGAAGGUCAUUGUGGUAACCGUCAGAAGCUUCACACCGGCAUCAAUGCAAGCGUGAUUAUUUUGAACUUCUUCAUCUUGAUUCUUCCAAUCCCGUUCACAUGGAGAAUGCCAUUGUCAAGGCCCAGGAAGUUCGGCCUCGUGGGUAUUCAAGCCCUAGGACUAAUAAUUAUCAUCAUCCUCGCAGUUCGCACGAAACUCGAGUUCGACUCCGAGCCAAUGAACCAAACCCGCAUCGCCGUCAGCAAGUCAACCUUGACUUGCAUCGCAACCAUUUUGGGUAUAAUAGCCGCCUGUCUUCCAAUCACCACACCUGCCAUUCAACAGAUAUUUGGGAACGUAUCUCCCUCAAGCUCGACGCAGACUCUCAGCCCUGACCCAGGCUCGAGGUAUUGGAAUACUAGGGUACUUGAAGGCAUGAGAUUGGAGGAGCCUGAAAUGCCUCUUGUUACUGUUCAUCCACACAUAAUGGCGAAGGCUGGCUAUCUUGCUCCUGGGCAUAUUCGAAUAACAUCUGACUGGGAGAUCCAUUCUUCGCGGGGCUCGGCGAGAAUAGAAAGAUCACAUAUGCCGCGGGUAUGA
Molecule: messenger RNA, 1092 nt
Organism: Penicillium salamii
Lineage: Eukaryota; Fungi; Ascomycota; Eurotiomycetes; Eurotiales; Aspergillaceae
Source: the annotation of a GenBank genome assembly